This is a messenger RNA of Candida dubliniensis CD36, 2934 nucleotides long. RefSeq names its product 1-phosphatidylinositol 4-kinase (gene PIKA). Gene Ontology annotation, biological process: phosphatidylinositol phosphate biosynthetic process; phosphatidylinositol-mediated signaling. Gene Ontology annotation, cellular component: cytoplasm; membrane. The record is from RefSeq and is a predicted model, not a curated record. Lineage: Eukaryota; Fungi; Ascomycota; Pichiomycetes; Serinales; Debaryomycetaceae. Gene Ontology annotation, molecular function: 1-phosphatidylinositol 4-kinase activity. The coding region runs from base 1 to 2934 and encodes 977 amino acids. The transcript has a single exon.
AUGUCUGAAAAUACGCCUGAGGCUCCAAGUAAACAACUUUUGGAGCGUAUUCAAUCUUCACUGUUCAGUUUAUUCAAUUGUAUUUAUGAGUUAAAAAACCAUAAUGAUAGCAUUGGAAUUCAACACGAGCUUGUCAAGAAGUUAUAUUCCUUCCCGUAUGAAGAUUUGCAAUUUUUCAUUCCUCAGUUUGUCCAAUUGUUAGUUACAUACGAUAGUAACUCCAUGGCACUUGAAGAAUUUAUAAUUACUUCUAGCUGCAGGUACCCUCAUUUCAGUUUAAUUGUAUUUUGGAACUUGCAAGCUUACAUUUUUGAGUUGAAAAAUGAACCUGAAUCUCGAUCAUUUCAAGCUGCUAGAAACUUGGUAACUAAAAUCCAAAACAUUAUGUUUAACACAGAACUACUGGUUGUCAAAGCUCCCGAGUUUAGAGAAAACUUAUUUCCCGCUUUGGUCCUAUGCGGUGCCGUUGCGUCAUCUGCACUUUUACCGUCUUUCAAAAAUUAUUGUUUACCUAUGAUAAAAGCUCAGGGAAAGCAACAAAAGUCUUUAGUAUUCAAAUUGGCAAACUUUCAGAAAUCAUUAACCAAGAAUUUAACUUUGAAGAAUCAAAGAAUGUCAGCCGACAUACCAAAGGAAUCACAUUCUGAUGAUGAAACUGUAGUGUCUUCCCUGAUUAAACCUUCCCUUUCAAGGUCAGCAUCUGUUCCCAGAAGAAGUACCAAGAAAGCAAGUUUGUCUUUUCUGUCCGAUGAAUCAGAAGCAUAUACCACUGACGAUGACGAUAAUAAAACUAGUAUUGAACUAGAGAAAGAAUUUUAUAAGAUGGACUUAAAUGGUUCUUUGAAAGGAGGGUCCACUAAAUUUUUAGAGACCGAAGAAAACUUACAUGUAAACACAGCCAUAAAAUCCAAGAAAAGACUAUCUACGCUUACUUCAAAAGUUAUGGCUCUGCUGUGGGAUAGUAUGGACGGAUAUAAUGUGAAUUCGCAAUCAUUGCCAGAUUUGUCAAAAGCGGACAGUAGGGAUUUAAUCCCUUUUUUAUCGUCAACAGAAUCAGAAACAUCACUUUUAUAUAACAAUAAUGCAAUUGCCAAUGAUUUACAGAAGAAUACUCUCCAACAACCCAAGUUUAUGCCAGGCUUUGAUAAUGAUUAUUUAACGAAAAUUUUGCAAGUAAACUAUGCCAAGAAUGAGACACAAUUUAUUAUGGCAUUGCAGAAUAUUUCAAUCAGACUUUCUCAAGUUCCAAAAGAAGCCAGACUUUCAGCUUUAAGAGCAGAGCUUUCGAUUAUCAAUGACACUUUACUACCAAGUGAAAUUGAUAUUCCUCAACUUUUGCCCGUAACAAGCAACAGAAACAAAAAAUAUCAUAAAAUUCUUAAGUUAAAUGUUAACGAAGCUAGUGUUUUGAAUUCGGCAGAACGAGUACCUUUUUUACUUUUUAUUGAAUAUUUGAGCGAUGAGAUAGAUUUCAAUCCAACAACUGAAUAUAACCAAAGAAUUAUUGCCAGAAAAAAUAUAGUUGGAGCAACAAAUACGAGUGUAAAAAAGAUGAAUUCGUUUUCUGAAGUGCCGGAUGGUAAUUUUUCAAAGGAGAACAAUCUUGAAAGCCAUAUCACUGAGACUGUUACAAGUGCUAUUUGUAACGAGAGUACUGAAGAAGCAGACCUAAGUGAAAUGCCAAUAGCUAGAAGAACCGCUGUCUCAUCGGAUAGUUUUUCUCCAGAAAUGCUAGUUACCCCCACCGUUACGGAACAGCUGAAACUUUCAGGCUUUCCAUCUUUGAAUUCAAAGGAAGUAUCCACAAAGGUUUUAGCCGAUCAGAUGAGAAUUGCAGCAGUUAUGUUACAGCAAUUAGACAGUUCUGGGAAGGCAAAUUCUGAACAAUCAUUUUUGAUCAAGAAUCGUAUUGUCGAAUCCAUGAUUGCAUUACAAGACCAAUUCGACUCCUUUGAUUUUGAAAAAUUAAGUCAAUUGCAAAGCGAUCAACCUAGUGCUGGGGAAAGGAAGUUAGAAAAUGAUUUUAAGUUGGGAGAAGAUUGGAACACCAAAAAGCAAAGGAUCAAAAAGUCUAGUGCUUAUGGUCAUUUGAAAAAUUGGGAUUUAUGCUCAGUGAUAGCAAAAAAUGGAGACGAUUUGCCACAAGAAGCUUUUGCUUGUCAAUUGAUUUCCAUGAUAUCUAAUAUUUGGAAGAAAAAUCAGGUACCUGUUUGGACUAAAAGAAUGAAAAUUUUAAUAACUAGUGCCAACACGGGUUUAGUUGAAACUAUCACUAAUGCAAUGUCCAUUCAUUCUAUCAAGAAGUCUUUUACUGAACAUUCAAUUAAAAGUGGUGAAAAUGAUAAAGGAAAAAUAUUUACACUACUUGAUUAUUUUCAUAGUGUAUUUGGGCUGGAAAACUCAGUAAGUUUUAGAACGGCCCAGCAAAACUUUGCCAAAAGCUUAGCUGCCUAUUCCAUAAUCUGUUACGUGCUACAGAUAAAGGAUAGACACAACGGUAAUAUAAUGGUUGAUAGAGAUGGUCAUAUUAUUCAUAUUGAUUUUGGAUUUUUACUUUCAAAUUCUCCAGGAAGUGUAGGAUUUGAAGCUGCCCCAUUUAAACUCACAGUUGAAUAUGUGGAACUACUUGGUGGUGUUGAUAGUGAAAUAUAUUCUCAGUUUGUUCAUUUAUGUAAACAAUGCUUCAAAUCGUUAAGAGAUAAUAGUGAAGAGAUAAUUGAAAUUGUUGAACUUAUGCAAAGAGAUUCAACUUUACCUUGUUUUAAUAAUGGAGAAAACACAAGUGUUUUAUUAAGACAAAGGUUACAGUUACAACUCAAUGAUGAAGACACUGACCAGUUCGUGGAAAACUUUUUGAUUGGAAAAAGUCUUGGGAGUAUGUACACUAGAUUGUAUGAUCAAUUCCAGAUGAUAACACAGGGUAUUUAUAGUUAA